AUGUGGUUGUGUGUUUUGUCUAUUGUCUUCAUUGUAGUCUUUGUCGUUGUGUGUUUGCGGCUCAAUCCCGACAACAGCCUCCAGGCUCACACUCCCGACAACAGCUUCUUGGGUUUUGUGGUGGAGCAGCAUCUGAACGCCAGCGACAUCCGACACAUCGACGACGUCAAGCGGCAGAACCAGUCCCUCGUCUAUGGAAAAGUGGACAACUUCUGGAAGGACAAGAAGAAAUACUUGGACCGGAUCCACAGCUACAUGGACGUCCACGCCACGGUCCACGGAACCAGCACCAUCCACCUGCCCAGCUACGUCAAGAACCACGGCAUCCUCAGCGGCCGAGACCUGCAGUUCCUGCUGCGAGAGACUAAGUUGUUCGUGGGUCUCUCGUUCCCGUACGAGGGUCCGGCGCCGCUCGAGGCUAUCGCUAACGGCUGCGCGUUCCUGAACCCCAAGUUCACUCCUCCCAAAAGCAGCAAAAACACAGACUUCUUCAAAGGAAAACCCACGCUGAGAGAACUGACGUCGCAGCACCCGUAUGCAGAGGUGUACAUUGGUCGUCCUCAUGUGUGGACUGUGGACAUAGAGAAUCCUGGAGAAGUGGAGCGAGCGAUCCGCUCCAUCCUCAGCCAAAAGAUCGAGCCGUACCUGCCUUUCGAGUUCACCUGCGAGGGCAUGCUCCAGCGCGUCAACGCCUUCAUCGAAAACCAGGACUUCUGUCACGGUCAGGUGAUGUGGCCGCCGCUGGCCGCGCUGCAGGUAAAGAUGGCGGACCCUGGACGCUCGUGUAAACAGGUGUGUCAAGAGGAGCAGCUCAUCUGUGAACCCUCCUUCUUCCAACACCUGAACAAGGACAAGGACCUGGCCCGAUACGGCCUGGACUGUCUGACGGUGGAGUCCAGGUCUCUAAAGUCCAUGUCUGACCUGUCUCUCUCUCUCAGAUACGGCCUGGACUGUCUGACGGUGGAGUCCAGAUACGGCCUGGACUGUCUGACGGUGGAGUCCAGGUCUCUAAAGUCCAUGUCUGACCUGUCUCUCUCUCUCAGAUACGGCCUGGACUGUCUGACGGAGGAGUCCAGAUACGGCCUGGACUGUCUGACGGUGGAGUCCAGGUCUCUAAAGUCCAUGUCUGACCUGUCUCUCUCUCUCAGAUACGGCCUGGACUGUCUGACGGUGGAGUCCAGAUACGGCCUGGACUGUCUGACGGUGGAGUCCAGGUCUCUAAAGUCCAUGUCUGACCUGUCUCUCUCUCUCAGAUACGGCCUGGACUGUCUGACGGAGGAGUCCAGAUACGGCCUGGACUGUCUGACGGAGGAGUCCAGGUCUCUAAAGUCCAUGUCUAACCUGUCUCUCUCUCUCAGAUACGGCCUGGACUGUCUGACGGAGGAGUCCAGGUCUCUAAAGUCCAUGUCUAACCUGUCUCUCUCUCUCAGAUACGGCCUGGACUGUCUGACGGAGGAGUCCAGGUCUCUAAAUUCCAUGUCUAACCUGUCUCUCUCUCUCAGAUACGGCCUGGACUGUCUGACGGUGGAGUCCAGGUCUCUAAAGUCCAUGUCUGACCUGUCUCUCUUUCUCAGAUACGGCCUGGACUGUCUGACGGUGGAGUCCAGGUCUCUAAAGUCCAUGUCUAACCUGUCUCUCUCUCUCAGAUACGGCCUGGACUGUCUGACGGUGGAGUCCAGGUCUCUAAAGUCCAUGUCUAACCUGUCUCUCUCUCUCAGAUACGGCCUGGACUGUCUGACGGUGGAGUCCAGGUCUCUAAAGUCCAUGUCUAACCUGUCUCUCUCUCUCAGAUACGGCCUGGACUGUCUGACGGUGGAGUCCAGGUCUCUAAAGUCCAUGUCUAACCUGUCUCUCUCUCUCAGAUACGGCCUGGACUGUCUGACGGUGGAGUCCAGGUCUCUAAAGUCCAUGUCUAACCUGUCUCUCUCUCUCAGAUACGGCCUGGACUGUCUGACGGUGGAGUCCAGGUCUCUAAAGUCCAUGUCUAACCUGUCUCUCUCUCUCAGAUACGGCCUGGACUGUCUGACGGUGGAGUCCAGGUCUCUAAAGUCCAUGUCUAACCUGUCUCUCUCUCUCAGAUACGGCCUGGACUGUCUGACGGUGGAGUCCAGGUCUCUAAAGUCCAUGUCUAACCUGUCUCUCUCUCUCAGAUACGGCCUGGACUGUCUGACGGUGGAGUCCAGAUACGGCCUGGACUGUCUGACGGAGGAGUCCAGGUCUCUAAAGUCCAUGUCUAACCUGUCUCUCUCUCUCAGAUACGGCCUGGACUGUCUGACGGUGGAGUCCAGAUACGGACUGGACUGUCUGACGGUGGAGUCCAGCGCCGACACCGUGGUUCCCGCCUACAGCGACUCCAGACACCACUGCAUCUUUCAGUCCGACCUGCUCCUGUUCAGCUGUGCGGGCGCUCACCCCACGUUGAGACGCAUCUGCCCCUGUCGCAACUACCAGAAGGGGCAGGUGGCGCUGUGCAAGGACUGUCUAUAG
This is a messenger RNA of Knipowitschia caucasica, 2487 nucleotides long. Lineage: Eukaryota; Metazoa; Chordata; Actinopteri; Gobiiformes; Gobiidae. The record is from the annotation of a GenBank genome assembly.